GUUUUUGGCGGGAAAGGCCGCGUUUGACAAGGCGGCGCUGUCACAUCUCGUGCUUAAACAACAAACAGACACCGUUAUCAACAAUGAGUCUCUGGGUUGACAAAUAUCGACCAACGUCUUUAAGUAAAGUCGACUUCCACAAGGAGCAAGCGAUUCAGCUCAAAAAUCUGGUGCAAGGUGGAGACUUCCCUCACCUGUUGGUGUACGGACCAUCGGGUGCCGGCAAAAAGACACGCAUCAUGUGCCUCCUACGUGAGCUAUAUGGAGCCGGUGUCGAGAAGUUACGCAUCGAGCAUCAAACAGUCACGACUCCUUCAAAAAAGAAGAUUGAAAUAAGCACCAUAGCAAGCAACUAUCACAUUGAAGUCACCCCAAGUGAUGCAGGAAACAGUGAUCGUGUUGUGGUCCAGGAGCUGAUCAAAACGGUGGCGCAAUCUCAGCAACUUGAAUCUGGAACCCAAAGAGACUUCAAGGUUGUGCUACUGUCGGAGGUUGACCGGCUCUCAAAGGAUGCCCAGCAUGCACUGCGUCGCACCAUGGAAAAGUACAUGUCGACCUGCCGCCUCAUCCUCGUGUGCAACUCAACAUCCAAGGUCAUCGCACCCAUCAGGAGCCGCUGCCUGGGCUUGCGGGUACCGGCGCCCACCGUCGAUGAGGUGUGCCAGGUGCUGGCGAUUGUGUGCAAGAAGGAGGGGCUCUCCCUGCCACCAGAACUAGCUCGCAGGAUUGCUGAGAAAUCCAACCGCAACCUGCGCAAAGCCUUACUCAUGUGCGAGGCCUGCAAAGUGCAGCAGUACCCAUUCUCAGCGGAGCAAGAGAUCCCAGAAACCGACUGGGAGGUUUACCUACGCGAGACAGCUACUGCCAUUAUCAACCAGCAGUCGCCCCAAAGGCUGCUGGAGGUGAGAGGGCGGAUUUAUGAGUUACUCACUCACUGCAUUCCUCCAGAAGUCAUUGUGAAGGGCCUUCUCACGGAGCUGCUCAGUAACUGUGAUGGACAGCUCAAGGCGGAUGUGACACAGAUGGCAGCGUUCUACGAGCACCGACUGCAGCUCGGCAGCAAGGCCAUCUACCACCUGGAAGCCUUCGUGGCACGCUUCAUGGCUCUGUACAAGCGUUUCAUGGAGGACGGCAUGGAUGGAAUUGCCUUUUGAGAAGAGAGAAAGCAAACGAGCAACCUUGCCACUGCCCUCACAGCACCCUCCUCUCCUCAGCCACCACCCGCACACAUGGUUGUUGAGACUUGUCACGAGUGACAGGUGGACAGAGGGUACAUUAAAAAAAAAGAGGUAAAUGAAAAAGGUCACGUACCUGCAGUGAUUGACGGGGGGGAGGGGGGUGACACGGGCGAGCUGACGCUGAGUGAGUGAGGGCUCUUUAAGAAAAUGCAGUGGAAAUGGCAGCGAUGGUUGCUGACGGCACAUUCACACACCAGCACGACAUGCGGGUGCACUUGCAAAUGGAAAUCGCCCCGCGUUUCUUAGCAAAGUUGGGAGUGCAACUCAAAAAACGAACGUACAAAACUGUGGAUUAACUGCCAGGCAGGAAUGAGACGGAAGGAUGUGGGGUUGAUUUUCAUUGCUUACCGUUGACAAAUGGCUUUCUCAGCCGAGUCGUACACAUUUCAGGGAUUGGUAAUGCACACUAGUUGAGUUUCUCUAUUGGCAUGACUACUAGGAUCACCUUGGAUACCUUCUAUAAGAAUCCUGUAUUUCUUACACCUGUUUAAUGGACCUCCUGCCAGUUAAAAUGGCAUGUGAGCAACAGUUUGAGAAUUUCCACAUGCAUCGCUUUGACCUGUUUUUGAGCUUUUGGAAGUUUUAAAAAUAUCUAACAAAAGUAAAACUGUCAACGCAUAUGCAAGGCAUGUUGGCAUGUCAUGUAUUUCACAGUAUUUCUACACGUGUGACAAAUUGCUGAAGCCUCUGUUUAAAGAAAGUACCAUGGUAUUUGAAAGUCUCGUGGUGGAACAGACGAUGCUCAACAGUAAUAUCCAACAUCUGCUCUAACUUCAGUUGCAAUGUUUCUGAUAGCAUGGGUUUUCAGUAGUAGAAGACAAAUAUUUGCCUUGCAGGCAAACAGUUGAAUGUGUGCUUUGUAUCAUAAGGUAUUUUUGUUGUGAAACCUGUAAUAAAGGUGUUUAACGCUGAAA
Lethenteron reissneri (Far Eastern brook lamprey) is the source of this 2152-nucleotide messenger RNA. RefSeq names its product replication factor C subunit 3 (gene RFC3). Gene Ontology annotation, cellular component: nucleus; DNA replication factor C complex. Gene Ontology annotation, molecular function: DNA clamp loader activity; ATP hydrolysis activity; DNA binding. NCBI's taxonomy places the organism in Eukaryota, Metazoa, Chordata, Hyperoartia, Petromyzontiformes, Petromyzontidae. Gene Ontology annotation, biological process: DNA repair; DNA-templated DNA replication. The record is from RefSeq and is a predicted model, not a curated record.